Physella acuta is the source of this 1601-nucleotide messenger RNA. Its product is annotated as leucine-rich repeat protein SHOC-2-like. The record is from RefSeq and is a predicted model, not a curated record. Gene Ontology annotation, molecular function: protein binding. Lineage: Eukaryota; Metazoa; Mollusca; Gastropoda; Physidae.
CAUAGCAGGAACUGUCAGGAUGGUGUGUAGUCACAUCGUGUGUGUUGUGUUGAUACUCGCUGUGUUGGCGACGUCACACUCUCAGGCUGCAGAUGUGUGCCCUCCAGAGGGUUGCAGGUUUGGGGGUGUUGACACCGUUAAUUGCAACAGUCCUGAUUUGUUAACAUUCCCAUCAUUUGAAGCAUGCAAGUCUUUCACGUUCAUGAUUAUCGGAUUAACGGGUACAUCAGUAAAGCUGAUUCCCGACUCUUCCCUCCCCGCUAAUUUACAAAAGUUAUCUAUCUUUGAACACGAGCCCCUGAGUUUCUCCGAUCACGCGUUCCACAACUGCGCACAGACAUUGCGCAGGUUCAGUCUGGAACAAAUCGGACUCACGAAGCUGCCUGAUGCGCUUCUAGAACUCACCGCCCUGGAAGAGUUCCAUCUCUGGGACGAAACGGAAAUUACCGACUGGAACUUGCCGGUCUUGAAAAACAUCGGCCGGACGGUCAAGGAUCUUCUGUUACACAACACAAGCCUAAACUCUUGGCCUGAUUGGCUGGUGCAUUUUGUCUCAUUGACCUAUCUAGAUAUAGCCAUGACCUCCAUGACCCCAGUUCCAGACGACGCCCUACACCAAGUCUCAGACACACUGAAAAUCCUGUACAUGCGCGCAACAAACUUGACCCGCGUCCCUAAAGCCUUCGCCUCGCUGACCGCCCUCACAGAGCUCUACCUGAACGAGAACCACAUCACCAAAGUCGAUAACACCCCGUCGUCGCUACUUAGUCUAUAUUUAGAAAACAACGGUAUUACGGAAAUAUCCGAUGACACAUUCCCUCAACGUAAUUCUUUCCUUACUUUAAACUUAAGACAAAAUCCUAUAACGAGAAUAUCGCCUAACGCCUUUCUACAUCUCAGUUCCUUAAAGGAAUUGUACCUGCAAGACACCUGGCUCUCCAGGCUUCCUCUGGCACUGUCACACCUGAGCAGUCUGGACCAGCUACUCAUGGCCGUGAACUCACGUCUAGUCUGCACGUGUGAGGAGUCGGGUCUUCUCCCUUGGUUCAGUUCCAGACCCAACAUGUACGUGCAGGGAACUUGUGGGGAUAUCGAGAUCAAAACUUUCUUUACGUUACUAGCCGGCAGUUGUCCGGGUCAUUAGCCGGCAGUUGUCCGGGUCAUUAGCCGGCAGUUGUCCGGGUCAUUAGCCGGCAGUUGUCCAUGUCAUUAGCCGGCAGUUGUCCAGGUCAUUAGCCGGCAGUUGUCCAGGUCAUUAGCCGGCAGUUGUCCAGGCCAUUAGCCGGCAGUUCUCUUUGUCUUUAGCUGUCAAUUGUCCAGGUCAUUAGCCGGCAGUUGUCCAGGUCAUUAGCCGGUAGUUGUCCAGGUCAUUAGCCGGCAGUUGUCCAGGUCAUUAGCCGGCAGUUGUCCAGGUCAUUAGCCGGCAGCUGUCUUUGGCCAUCAUUUGUCUUAGUCAUCAAUCCUUUAACUUUCCGGCACCUGUCCUGAUCUAAUUACACCACCGACACACGUAAAAUAAGAUUCACAUAAAUAGUCUUUAUAUUUGAGCUUAAGUGCUUCAAAAAAGAACUUAAAAAAGAAAUUGUAUUUUACACGCACAA